AGCCGUUUUUUGGCAAAAAUGGCAACCAAUGAUGCUGUUCUGAAGCGACUGGAACAGAAGGGAGCAGAGGCAGACCAAAUCAUUGAGUAUCUCAAGCAGCAAGUUGCCCUUCUUAAGGAGAAAGCAAUAAAACAAAUACCCAUCCCAUCGCAACUGCAAGUUGAUGCUACAGUCUCUGAAAAUGUGAUACAAUCUACACCAGUAACAACCGUAUCUUCUGGUACUAAAGAACAGAUAAACAGAGGAGAAGAAAAGAAGGUGAAAGAAAAAAGUGACAAGAAAGCAGAGAAAAAAGAGAAAAAACAGCAGCAGUCAGCAGCAGGAAGUGCUGACUCUAAACCGGUAGAUGUUUCCCGUCUGGAUCUCAGAAUAGGUUGUAUUGUCACUGCAAAAAAACAUCCUGAUGCAGAUUCUUUGUAUGUGGAAGAAAUUGAUGUUGGAGAAACCACCCCAAGAACAGUUGUCAGUGGCCUAGUGAAUCACGUUCCCUUGGAACAGAUGCAAAAUCGUAUGGUGAUUCUACUUUGCAACCUGAAACCUGCCAAGAUGAGAGGAGUACUAUCUCAGGCCAUGGUGAUGUGUGCUAGUUCACCAGAGAAAGUUGAAAUCUUGGCUCCUCCUAAUGGAUCUGUUCCUGGAGACAGAAUUACUUUUGACACGUUCCCUGGAGAGCCUGACAAGGAGCUGAAUCCUAAGAAGAAGAUUUGGGAACAAAUCCAGCCUGAUCUUUACACUAAUGCUGAGUGUGUGGCUACAUAUAAAGGAGUCCCCUUUGAGGUGAAAGGAAAGGGAGUGUGUCGGGCUGCAACUAUGAGCAACAGUGGAAUAAAAUAA
This is a messenger RNA of Elephantulus edwardii (Cape elephant shrew), 834 nucleotides long. It is a transcript of the gene AIMP1, whose product is annotated as aminoacyl tRNA synthetase complex-interacting multifunctional protein 1. The record is from RefSeq and is a predicted model, not a curated record. Gene Ontology annotation, molecular function: tRNA binding. Bases 19 to 834 code for a protein of 271 amino acids. The transcript has 5 exons. Lineage: Eukaryota; Metazoa; Chordata; Mammalia; Macroscelidea; Macroscelididae.